This is a messenger RNA of Dovyalis caffra, 278 nucleotides long. The record is from the annotation of a GenBank genome assembly. Lineage: Eukaryota; Viridiplantae; Streptophyta; Magnoliopsida; Malpighiales; Salicaceae.
UCGAAGAGGCCGAGCCCCUUCGACCCCCACUUCUACCUCGCGUAGCUCUCCGGUGGCACCGCCCCGUCACAAUUUUCAUGGGAACUCGUGUCUCAUGUUUGAUUAGGGGUAUCGUAGGUGUGGCCCCUAGGGAGACAAGAGCAAGUAGGACAUUCAGCUUCCUUACAGCUACCAUCCCUCGCUCGAUAAGCCCUCAAUCUACUAUUGGUUCUCCUAUCCAUAACUAUUCCCGCACUAACCGUCUCUCGCUCCGUCCGGAGAGAUAUUCACAAGCAUAA